Messenger RNA from Xiphias gladius (swordfish), 2361 nucleotides. RefSeq names its product succinyl-CoA:glutarate-CoA transferase (gene sugct). NCBI's taxonomy places the organism in Eukaryota, Metazoa, Chordata, Actinopteri, Istiophoriformes, Xiphiidae. Gene Ontology annotation, molecular function: catalytic activity. Bases 210 to 1556 code for a protein of 448 amino acids. The record is from RefSeq and is a predicted model, not a curated record. The transcript is spliced from 14 exons.
UUCUGCUCUGUUCGACCUCUUAAAUGCUUUAAAUGACAAAUGAGAGAUUUUCCUGCAGAAAAACUGAUGUUUAGCUCUGCGACCUCAGUGUGAUGCUAACUCGUCACACGGAUUUACCACAACUUCAGGCCUCCCGACUUUUACUCUGAAAAGCGGGUUCCGGAGGCGUCGUUGCGGUGGCCGUAGCUUGACGCUAACGGGCGGGGAAGAUGUCGGCUGGUGUCGGCGUGUUAAGAAGCCGCCUGUCGGCCCUUUGUCCGGUCGGUUUCGCGUCUCUGCUCCGGAGGAACCAUCCGGUGAGACGUCCCCCGGGCGGACGGCGGAUGUCACGCGCACAAACAGGGGGAAACCUUCGACCACUGGAGGGCGUCAGAGUCUUAGACUUGUCAAGAGUUCUGGCCGGUCCCUUCGCCACCAUGAUCCUGGGCGACCUGGGAGCUGAAGUCCUCAAAGUGGAGCGGCCCGGCGCGGGUGAUGACACCAGAGCCUGGGGUCCUCCGUUCGUGGGCUCAGAGAGCGCCUAUUUCCUCAGCGUCAACCGGAACAAAAAGAGUAUCGCCGUGGACCUGAAGCAUCCCAGCGGAGCGCAGAUCAUCCGGCAGCUUACAGGAGUGUGUGACGUGCUGAUAGAGAACUACCUACCUGGGAAACUGCAUCAGAUGGGUUUAGGAUACGAGCAGCUCAGCAGCGUGAACCCACAGCUCAUCUACUGCUCCAUAUCAGGUUACGGACAGACCGGUCCUCAGUCUCAGAGUCCUGGCUAUGACUCCAUCGCCUCUGCUGUGUCAGGAAUGAUGCACAUCACCGGGCCGGAGGAUGGCGAGCCGGUGCGUCCAGGUGUUGCUAUGACAGACCUGGCGACGGGGCUGUACGCACACGGAGCCGUAAUGGCUGCCCUGCUGCAGCGACACAGGACGGGGAGAGGAGUUCACAUCGACUGCAACCUGCUGUCCUCACAGGUUUCCUGUCUCAGCCAUAUUGCCGCCAACUAUCUGAACGCAGGGAAGGAGGCGAGGCGCUGGGGGACGGCCCACGAGAGCAUCGUACCUUACCAGGGCUUCAAAACCAAAGAUGGACACAUCGUUGUAGCUGCAGGCAACGACAAACAGUUUGUCCAAGUCUGUCAGGUUUUGGAGCUGAUGCAGCUCACGGAGGAGCCAAAAUACAAAACCAACAAGCUGAGAGUCCAAAACCGCAAACAACUGCUGCACACACUGUCACAGAGGUUUCUGCAGGAGAAGACAGCUGAUUGGCUGAGGAGGUUCGAGGGCUCAGGUGUUCCCGUUGGACCAAUCAACAGCAUCCAGGAAGUCUUCUCUGACCCACAGGUGAAAAACAACGGUCUCAUUCAGGAGAUGAAUCAUCCGACCGCAGGACACAUCGCUGUACCCGGUCCGGCGGUUCGAUUCAGCAGCUUCACCCCCGGUGGACCGACGCCCCCUCCUCUGAUUGGUCAGCACACGGUGCAGGUGCUGCGGGACACCUUGUGCUACAGCGACGACCUUAUUAAAACCCUGCUGGAGUCGAGGGCGGUGGCCCAGAACGACGUGUCCUGAUUGGCUCAGAGAGAAAACAAAUCUAAUGGGAAUCCGUGAAAUUCAUCCAACAUAUUGAUCACAGAAUCAUUCAUUCAGACAGAUUAUCAAGGAUCACCAGAGAUGACAGCUACACAGCUGAGGGGUCGUCUGAGCUUUUGUUCAAACGUCUUCAAAAUACUGAGAAUCACACAACAUUUUAAAUUCUGCUUUAGAGAUGCUGCCCACCGACGAAGACCAAACACAGCUCACACACACACGCACAAAAAACAGUGAGGGAAUUUUUCAGCAUUAUUUCUAAUAUUAAAAACAAUCCUGAAAAAAGAGUGAUGCAAAGUUUCUGCCACGACAUUUUUAUACUAUUGUUAUCAAGUCUGAAGUAUACUAUAAACUGUGAAGAACUCUUCAAGCACCAAAUACCACAACUGUAUGAUGUCUGGAAACUUUAAAUCCUGCUGAAAAACGCUUUAAACAAAUCAUUUCUUCUUAAACUUCUGUUGAGUUUUCUUUUUUUUUUUUUUUGGCUAAAAAAUAACAAUCAGUAAAAACAUAAAACAAAGGGAACAUUGUUAUCCCUUUCUAACGUACAGGUGGAUAAACAGGGUGAUUGUGUUUGACUGGACGCUGAAAUGAGACAAACAAGGAGCAAAUAUUGAGGAAUAAUGUUAUUUAACAGUAUUUGUGACUUAUGUUCAUUACUUACUUAAUACACCUGACUCAAACUUUUUUAAAGCACUCUAUAACUGCUUGUAAAAAAAAAAAAAAAAAUGUAAUGAUUGUUUAUUGCACUCUGGAAAUAAACUGUUUUUAUGGGCAGCUGCUUUUG